CUGUUCCUCUUCCCUUAGCCCGAUGUGUUUCUGUACGCCAUGAGAAGAGGGGAAGGCCUGCAGGUCUGCUCAACUUUUACUUUGCAUCUCACCUGGAGGAGGCCAGCAAUGCCUCAGCAAGCCUUGCUGCUGUCCCCGAGUAUAAACCCCUCUUUGUCGGGGGGAGGCUGAUCUGCCUGAGCCGCAUGAUCAGCAUCAGCUGACAGCGCUGGGCACGGACCGGGGCGGGAUAAGCAGUUAACUGUGGGAGAUCAGCUGCUGGGCCUGCCCCUUGACCAGCUCCGUUGUUCCUCGGGGGAAAAAUGAGCGCCUGGCCCUCUCCUCUGCUCUGGAGCUUGGCCACGGCGUGUCUGACAGGUAUUACUUUAGGCCAGCUGACCACUACCCAAGUCCCUACUGCAUCAACCCCGGUGCCUCCCAGUGCCACCACGACCCAUGCCUCCACACCCCCAGCUCCUGGUGGUGUGACCACCACCACAUACCUCGUCACGGCCACAGCUGUGCCAUCGGCAGACCCUGGAACAACAAUGCUCGCUCCGGCCCUGCCCACCACCCUGCCGGUGACCACGCUCACCUCUGGGAUCGUGACCACCUCUCACGCAUCCACCAGUGCCUCGGCCACCCCUCCAGAUGUCACCACGUCUCCUGGAGAUCCACCAACAGCUCCGUCCCUCACCACCUCUGUGCCCUCCAACUGCAGCAAAGUGAACGUGACGGCAUGUGCCCCUUGCUCCCCAGGGACAUUUCCCAGCGAUGAUGCCUGGAGCUGCUCGUGCUGCACAGGGGGCUCGUGCACGGACGCUGGUGCCUGCGUUCCCUGCCCGGUGGGGCACUACCAGCCCGCGUGGGGACAGCAGAGGUGCCUGCCGUGUCCGCGGGGACACUACGCCAACGCCACGAGGAGCACCGCGUGCUCGCCCUGCCCGCCCGGACAUUACGCGAACGAGUCUGGGGCCGCAGCCUGCAGAGCGUGCCAGAAAGGUUAUUUUAGCUCCCAGCAAAAUGCAGCUUUUUGUCUGCCUUGCCUGCCUGGAUCGUUUUGCAACACCUCCAGCUGCACGGCAUGUCUGGCCUGUCCCGGUGGGCACGAGGCUCUGCGCGAGGCAGCCGAGGCGUGCGUGCCGUGCCAUGCAGGUAUGUUCAAAGGUCUCGGUGACACCACGUGCAAGCUCUGCGAGCCAGGAGAAUACCAAUUGCUGCAGGGCCAGGAGAGCUGUGACCUGUGCCCAGAGAACCACUACUGCCCCAGCCCAGACGUGAAACCAACCAAGUGCCCUCCUGAUGCCUUCUGCCCCACGGGCAGCACAGAGCCGCAGUACUGCAUGGAGGCCUUCCUCUACAAGGUGGGCAGCUCCUGCCAGCUGGCGCCGCUGGCCAUCAUCCUCCUGGCCCUUCUCUCAGCAGGUGGAAUCUUUACCAUCUUUGUGAUAAUACUGAAAAGAAGGCACGAAUCUAGCAAGAACUCUUUGAAGUCCCUGCUGCUACCAAGAAAAUCGGGGUGGCACACAACGUACGGCGUGAUGGAGCACACAGAGCCAGUGUAUGCUGGCUGGUAGCAGAGGAAUUGCUAACGGCAAGCAUGUGUGUGCAUAUGUGAAAAUGUUUAACAAUCACCAACCCAUUUCUAUAUAGCCAAAAUAAGUGCAGAGAAAUACAAAUCGAAUAAUUUUCACCUGUGGCUACUUGUGCUAAUCAAUUCAGCUGAGUGAUAUUUGAAAACAGGCUGAACAGCACAAGUGUCCCCCUUCACUUACAAAUAAAGUUUUCUCCUUUUCUUUAGAGGGGAAAAAAAACAAACUUCCCCUUUCAGCAGUCAGCUCAACAACCUGAGCAAAGACUGACUGCUCCAGUUAUCAAGGUUUCCACAGCACAAUUGUUUCCACCUAAGUAGGAACUAAGAUGAAUGUAUUCCUUUAAAGAAUAUGCACAUGUAUUUACUUAUUUACCUUUCUCAAAACUUUACCAUUACUUUAAGGAAGGACAAAAUAAGGAAAAAGAUCCCAAAGCUUUCCCCUUCCUCUCAGCUGUGGGAAAACACAUGCAACAGGCCUAAUGGUUGAUUCCUGGACAAAUACACCCCUUCUGUUUCCUGCUGCAGUUUCUAAUGCAGCGCUUCAUCCUACAGAAGCAAUGACAAACUUUGGGCAAACCUCGCAGAAAUUUUCUUUCUUAGCCAAGCCACACAGGUAAGACAUGAAACUGCACGAAGUCCUUUGGGGUGCAGCUCCUGACGCCAAACUGUCUCUGGUGCAGGCAGCCCAAGUGACCAUCCCGGCCGGCUACACAGAUGUGAUUUGUAUUUUACAGCAACAAUUUAAAGUCUUGUAGGUGUUGUGUGGCUGGCUACCUCUUCUCUUUUUAAAACUGGUGUCUGCUGUAUUUUCCCUAUUAUGUUCUUUCUCAUUACGUUUUCCGUUCUGCACCUUGUCCUCAUUGCCAUUUGAUCUCUGCAGCCUAGCAGGCAGUCAGAAACGCCCAUCAGCUGUAAUGGGGUCAGCUUCAACAGCUCCCUUCUCCCUUGUUGCCUCCCUUCUCCUAGAGUGAAAUUCAUUCACAGACCAGGUGCACUGCAAAACCCCGCACCGAACAGCCAGCUGUGACGUGCCGUGCUUCAUCAGCUCUGAGAGCCCCAGUAAAAGCAGUACUUACUAUUAAAAGAGCUAGGCUUUGAAAUGAGUGUGCGUGGAGGUGGCAGCAGGUGUUACUUCUCACUUCAGUCUUUUCCCUGGGCUAAGGCAGCAGCAGUCAGCUGAAGGAACGCAGCUGGCAGGGGGUUAAGUGGUUGCUGCCCUCCCCUGCUCAUUCUCCUCACCCCAGGGGAGGUUCCUGUGCUUUUUAAUAAAAAGGAAAAAAAAAAAAAUCACUUCUCUGCUCUCUUUUGGCUAUGUCAGAUGAAUAAAUGAACUGGAAGAGAGGUGUCAUUCCUUGUGGGCAGCAGGAAUGCAGACAGUAACCCUGCCACCUGGAUCAGUAGCAGCAGGGACAGUAUCUCUAAACCAUAUGUCAAGCUUAAUCCCAUCCCACCUUGUUAUCCUUCCCCUGAGGAUUGCCCAAGCCCCUUUCUGCCCUAGAACCAUCCCUCAACCUCAUUUUUGUCCACCUGCUCCCAAGACCCAUUUCUCAAUGAAGAGAGAGAAGUGGUUACUCUUGGUUACCUCCUGUCUUCACUCUUCAGCCCCUUCUCCCGCUCUCUUCCUCACUCCCAGCUACUUGCUUGAAAUCCGAUGUCCCUUAGGGCUUCCCCAGCUCUAGGAAAUGGCAGCAGUGACCACCUGGGGACAGGAUGGGGUCUCCUCCUCCUGGCUUAUGUGCUGUGGUCCACAGGGGCUGUGGGAAAUGAUGCCUACAACCCUCUUCUGUUCUCCAGCCCCAAGAGCUUGGGGAUGGGGUGUGCAUGGCCAUCAGGGCUUUCCCCAGGAGCAACAAAAGGGUGCAGAUGUGAUAGCAUAGUACCAGGUUAUCUCAGCAGAACAGUAAUCCAAAGCACAUUUUUUGGUGUGUUCCUAAAGACAGACAGCUGCUGGCACACACGGAGAUUUCACCCACAAGGCAAACCAGACCCAAACUAAAGUCUGGCUGAAAAGGAAAAGCGUAGUUGAAUUCAAACCUGGCCCAACAGGACAGCAGCAGUGACAGCCAGCUGAGCCCAGACCUGGUGGGACUGUGUGACUGCAGCUCGAGAUAGUGCAAGUCUCCAAAAUUAGGAGCAACAGAAAACAGCACUGUAACAGGAAAAACUGGACUGCAAAAAGUGUCAAUAUUUAUAUGAUAAGCGAUGCCGUGGAAACAAGCCAAAGCACAAUCAUCACCAGUUCCACAUAAGCUUUAAGUAUUAUUUCCAGCGAGUCUCUUAGGAAAUCCUGGAGUGCAACUAACUUAUCACUAUGAAAGAAGAACAUCCAGUUCUCUCACUGCCAAACCAUACUUGCAGAUCGUAUACUUGACUAAAAAUAAUUAAAAAAAUUUUAAAAAGCUGCGAAAACUUUUUUUCCCCAAAAAAGAAUUAGCAAUAUCUCUUAAAUAACUAAGAAUAAAUUUUAAUAUUUAAUAAGACACUGAAGUUUCUCAAGCAGUCAGACAUGGAAUAAUGUGACUCAACAAUGUGGAAAAAUUGCAUUAAUAUGUCUCUCAAGGUAUUCUGCUUCUCAAAGUAAUUCAAAUUAAAAAAGCCCCUAAAAAUUAACCAUAAACACAAAGCUACAGAACAAAACAGACAUUUAAUUUGAUUAUUCUUCCUAGACUGUAAGCAAAUUCAUCUAACAUAUUCAAAAGAAAAUUGUUUCCAUGCUUGCUCACGUGAUGAAGGAACAACAAAUUUUGAAUUUGCCUAUUACAUACCAGCUUUGACAAGUCUGCUGGAAAAGGAAAGACAUCUUUCUAUUUCUAUGGGUAAGACAAAUUACAUAAUUUAAUGCCACAUAAUAUACCAUACUUAGGUGUUAUUUAGAUGAAUUUAUAGCAGGAAAUCUUUAAGCUGUUGAUGCUAAGAAGUAUUGAGUUGCAUCAUGAGAAAGCUCAAUUUUUCUAAGAUUGUAUUUGAACAGUGGGAAAAGGAAAAUAGUGAAACAACUUUUCUUUUGCCGUCUGUUUAAAACAAUACUUCAGUCUCUUCUCCCAGUGCUGCGGAGUAAGGUAUAGAAGCCUUCAUUAAAAAACACCCUUCCUGAAUCAGACGCUAAAAUUCUCCCAGAUCACCUUCUGAGUGACCGAGCUGAGCUCGUAGGGUCAGUACAUAUCAAGGAAGAACAUGGUCCACAUUUCUUUUAAAGAUCAAUCUCCGAAGUAUGUAAUCAGCAGAAGGAACAAAGUCCUAGUAACUCAAAAGCAAACCUCUAGUUUGGAGUCUUUUUGUCUGCGGUGCAAGCCUUCAUUGGCCCAAGGAGCUUAGUAACAAAGAGUAGAGAAGAGGUAGAAGGAAGCAGAAAGUCAAACAGCCACUCGCUAAGAUCUGUUUGUGUAAAUUUAACAUUAUGAAAGGAAUGCUGAGAGCGAUUGCUUUGAACACUGACGUCUUUAUUUACCCACAGACAGAUACAAAAUGGGUGGCUGUACUGCAUCCUGCCGUACUAAAUGUGCUUGUGACCCCACCUGCACGGAAGGCGGGGAGUUGUAGGCUCCGCGACCGAUCUGAAAACUGAUGGUGUUUCUGCAACAGUGCCAAUCAAUAACUAUUUGAGCUGAUGGCUUCUGGAAGUGGGUAUCUGCCUAUUAGGACUUUGGGCAUAACUGUUCCAGGGUGCCAGAGCUGUUAUACCUAUGUAUGAAGAGAAAAAGCAAUAAAACGACUAAAAAUUUAACAAAUUAUAAAAGCAGUGGAAUGUAAAGGUAAGAUUUUAUAAUAACUUAUUUAAAGGUAUUCUUAUAAAGCCUUCCUUACAUGGUAUAGUAUUCAAACAAAUAAUGGUCCCAAUGACAUAAAAUUCCUUCAUUUUGUUUAAAAGUGAUGAGGAAAAUCUUUCUACUUUACUACCUGAUUUCACUUUCCUCCCCUCAAAAAGCAAUAGCAAUGUACAUUACACAAUUUUUUGGUUUUGAUUUUAAGCACAGGCCUAUGCUUCAGUCUCGGUAUUACAAAUAUCUAUAGCAGAGGAAAAGUUUCCUCUCAAACUCAAUUAAGAAAUCUUCAUUUUCUUCCUUGAGUGCAAGGCUUGGUAUACCAGUUUUAGAAUACAAAUAUGUAACACUUUCCCCCUACUUCGAACUGUGCUAUUUUUCUCAUAAUUACUUGGGGAAAAUAAAAACCAACAUCUUCCAACAGUGUUUAUACAAUGGAUUAAAAGAACAAAGCAGUUGUUUGGUUACAAAAUAGAAAUUAAAAGAGUUCAGGACAGGGCAAAGCUACAUUUAAAACCUGUUUCAGUUAAUAUCUCCUAAUAAAAACCAAAGUUUUAAGUGUUGGGAACAAAUGGGGAUUUCAGUUAAUUUCAACUAAAUCUGCAGUCAAAUCCUGAAAAAAUACGUUUGGAAAGAAACAUACACUUUUAAGAUAUAGCAAGGCUUCAAUUUCAAAAGGGCUACACAGAGUUUCUGCACUAGUAAAGGCAAACUAAGCUAGAACAUACACAAAUCCUAAAUGGACAUGAAGGCGCACAUUGUGUUUACAUAGGCUAGAUAACAAUGGCACAAGUCAAAACUUACUUGUAACGCUGCCUAAUCACACACCAAUGACAUGCACUGGGAAGUAAACAGGUAAAGACAUUUUUCUCUACCAUUUUUUCCUAGUUCUAACAUUAUUUCCAUUAAAACUAAAUCUUGUGUAUUCAUCUCACUGCACUGUGAGAACCUACCGGGAGCAAAGCAUUCAAAACAGCUUUGCUGACAAAACACAGUGGCGAUAAGACAGUCAAGAGCAGAGCUCCUAAAAAAAGUAAGGAAUGAUUU
This is a messenger RNA of Cygnus olor (mute swan), 6381 nucleotides long. RefSeq names its product multiple epidermal growth factor-like domains protein 9. The transcript has 9 exons. Bases 303 to 1556 code for a protein of 417 amino acids. The record is from RefSeq and is a predicted model, not a curated record. Lineage: Eukaryota; Metazoa; Chordata; Aves; Anseriformes; Anatidae.